GAGGGAAGAAAAAAUAGAAAGAGAAUUAGUGAGUCAUAAAUCAGAGAGCGAGAGAAAAGUAGUGAGAAAUAGAGUGAGAGGUUAACGAAAGAGAGAACAAUGAAGAACAGAGCUUUUGGUCAGAUUAUGGAUGAUGCAGAGAAUCCAGGGUUCUUCAAGAUCCUUCGACCGGCAGAUUUAUCAUCUGAAAUCAUGAGAGGGAUCCCUCUAAACUUCAUCAAAAGCAUCUCGGACGAAGAGUUCUUGCAUAAGAUGGUGUUAAAAGUGUCAUGGGGAAGCUCUUGGCCUAUCAAAAUUUGUAGAAACCCAAGCUUCUACUUUAUGGAGAAAAAAGGAUGGGAUCAGUUUUUGAGCGACUAUGGUUUAGGUAAUAACGAGUUUCUUACCUUCACACACCAAGGAAAUAUGUGCUUUAGCGUGGACAUCUACCAAAUAGAUGGUAAAGAGCUACUUACACCACGCAGAUCUGCAACCAUUGCUUCUAGUUCCGGUCGGAACAAGAGAGAACAAAGGAAGAACAUCUACAAGGAUGUGAAGAAGGAAGAAGAGUUAGAGUCUUGGUCUGAAUCGAGCUAUACUGGUCUCAAAACAGCUGAAUCUACAAGAAGAAGACAAAGGCUUAGCUUGAGUUAUAAGAAAGCUGAGGAAACUGAGACAUCAAACAAGAAGAAGAGGAUGAUGGAAAUGGAAAGUAUUUGUAACGAUUCUGAAGACGACAAUGUGUCUCUUGUUCCAGAAUUUACCCUCACCAUAAAGAAAUCAUACCUCUUUUUCUUGGGGAUUCCAAAGAUGUUUGAGGAGUUGCAUAUGCCAACGGAAGCAACGAUGUUCAAGAUUCAUGAUCCGGAAGGAAAAAGGUCAUGGGAUGUUAUGUAUAAGUUCACUGGUACACAAUCAAGAUUCUGUGCUGGAUGGAUUCGUUUGGCUAAAGAACUAGAACCGAUGGAAGCUCCUAGAGGCAAUCUGAGAGCGGUGGCUCUUAUCGCCGGCGAUAACAACGUCCGGGGAUGUCUUCAAUUCAUACAAGACACUUUCGGAACCACUCAUGUUACCGGGAAGAUCUCAGGACUGUCUCCUGGCUUCCAUGGAUUUCAUAUUCACUCUUUUGGUGAUACCACAAAUGGCUGCAACUCUACUGGACCUCACUUUAAUCCACUAAAUCGAGUUCACGGGCCACCGAAUGAGGAAGAGCGUCAUGCAGGCGAUUUGGGUAACAUUCUUGCAGGAUCAGAUGGUGUUGCUGAAAUCUCAAUCAAAGACAAACAGAUACCACUUAGUGGGCAGUAUUCUAUACUGGGGAGGGCGGUUGUUGUGCAUGCUGAUCCUGAUGACCUUGGGAAAGGAGGGCACAAGCUUAGCAAAUCAACGGGAAACGCCGGCUCGAGAGUUGGAUGCGGUAUCAUCGGACUUCAAUCAUCUGCAGAUGCUAAACUGUAGCUUUUGAGUUCAAUGGACUAUCCAGAGCAGGGCCACACUCAGUUUUUCAUCAGUAGAUGUACAUUAGAGACCAUAGUACGAAGUGAAAUUGUAUAUCGACAUCCUGUUACUGUUUAAGACAUGAGUCAUAAUGUAAACCAGUACGUAAUCUCCAGUUUUCAUUGAAAAUGAAGUUUUGAACAAGAG
Arabidopsis arenosa is the source of this 1623-nucleotide messenger RNA. The record is from the annotation of a GenBank genome assembly. NCBI's taxonomy places the organism in Eukaryota, Viridiplantae, Streptophyta, Magnoliopsida, Brassicales, Brassicaceae.